AUGACAUUUAUGGAAGUAGGCAACACGCCAGUUACAUGUGCUGUACCUUUUGCGAUGGGAUCACAAACAUUCGUCAUUUGGUCUAUAUCCAAUAUUAUUUUAAAUGUAAUCACAACGAUGUUAUACACAGCUGUUAAUUGUUAUAUUCAGAAGCAGGAGCAAGGAAAAAACUUCAAAGCUGUCUUCAAAUCCAUAUUUAUAACAGUAUCUAUGGUCAGUGCUGGAUGGACUAUUACAGCUAUCGCGAAUACUUUUGUUGUACUUUUCAUCCCCACUCCAUAUGGGAAACAACUUGUGAACAUGUACGCUGGGAUACCUGUGAAUAUCGCAUGCGCCUCCAAUAUUUUCGUCUUCUACAAAAUCAAUCUAGACUACCGCACUUGCAUCAGAAAACUAUUGUCUUGCAAAAAUGCUCAAGUGGCGACAAGUUAUACGGAAGCAAAACGAUCAACUACUGUUCGAUUGCCUUCAUAA
This is a messenger RNA of Caenorhabditis briggsae, 474 nucleotides long. Lineage: Eukaryota; Metazoa; Nematoda; Chromadorea; Rhabditida; Rhabditidae. Bases 1 to 474 code for a protein of 157 amino acids. Gene Ontology annotation, cellular component: membrane. Gene Ontology annotation, biological process: G protein-coupled receptor signaling pathway. Gene Ontology annotation, molecular function: G protein-coupled receptor activity. The transcript is spliced from 4 exons. The record is from RefSeq and is a predicted model, not a curated record.